Molecule: messenger RNA, 909 nt
Organism: Abrus precatorius (Indian licorice)
Lineage: Eukaryota; Viridiplantae; Streptophyta; Magnoliopsida; Fabales; Fabaceae
Product: xyloglucan endotransglucosylase/hydrolase protein 31-like
Exons: 4
Coding region: 1-909 (302 amino acids)
Biological process (GO): cell wall biogenesis; xyloglucan metabolic process
Cellular component (GO): cell wall; apoplast
Molecular function (GO): hydrolase activity, hydrolyzing O-glycosyl compounds; xyloglucan:xyloglucosyl transferase activity
Source: RefSeq, a predicted model, not a curated record
AUGCCAUUAUCAAUAUCCUCUUUUCUCCAUAUGUUACUUCCUCUCCUCUCUCUUCUUGUACUCUCACUCAUUAUUUGUUCUAGUGCUCAGGGUCCACCUUCACCUGGCUACUACCCAAGUUCCAAAAUUGGUCCUGUUAGCUUUGAUCAAGGACUUAGAAACCUCUGGGGACCUCAGCAUCAAAGACUAGACCAAGGCUCAUUGACAAUUUGGCUUGACUCUAACUCAGGAAGUGGAUUCAAGUCACUUCACUCUUAUCGAUCUGGAUACUUUGGCGCUUCCAUUAAGCUUCAACCUGGUUAUACUGCGGGAGUAAUCACGUCUUUCUACCUUUCAAACAACCAAGACCACCCGGGAAACCAUGAUGAAAUUGACAUUGAGUUCCUUGGUACUACCCCAAAUAAGCCUUAUGUCUUGCAGACAAAUGUGUACAUCAGAGGAAGUGGAGACGGAAACAUUAUAGGAAGAGAGUUGAGGUUUCAUCUUUGGUUCGACCCAACACAGGAUUUUCACAACUAUGCCGUUUUAUGGAAACCCAGCGAGAUAAUAUUUUUUGUGGAUGAUGUCCCCAUAAGGAGGUAUCCUAGGAAAAGUGAUGCUACAUACCCCUCAAGACCAAUGUAUGUGUAUGGAUCAAUAUGGGAUGCAUCUUCCUGGGCAACAGAGAAUGGAAAAUACAAAGCUGAUUAUAAAUACCAACCCUUCAUUGGUAGGUACAAAAACUUCAAACUCCAAGGUUGCACCGCUGAAAGCCCUUCAUCAUGCCAGCCACCUUCUGUCUCAUCAUCUGGCUUUGGUAGUCUUAGCGCACCACAAUUUGCAGCCAUGCAAUGGGUCCAAAAUAACUACAUGGUCUAUAAUUAUUGCCAUGACCCUAGGAGAGACCACACACAUACCCCAGAGUGCUAG